CGCGUAGCCUUCCCGGCUCGCAGAGCCAGAGCCUGUGCGCGGAGCCGGAGCCGGGGCGCCAAGGCCGCUGGAGGGGCGAGGCCAGGCGGGGGGCGCCGGCCUCGCGUAGAUCUCGGGCGGCGGGUGCGCCUCCGGCCGGAGCGCGGCGGCUCGGGCAGUGACUGCGAGCGUGGCGCCGCCGGCGGCGCACGGAGGAUGCAGGCCAUGGACCCUGCUGCGGCGGAUUUUUACGAGGAGGACGGCAAAGACUUAGACUUCUACGACUUCGAGCCGCUCCCCACUCUGCCGGAGGACGAGGAGAACGUGUCCCUGGCCGACAUCCUCUCCCUGCGGGACAGCGGUCUCAGCGAGCGGGAGGCCUGGGCCGUGUGCCUGGAGUGCAGCCUGUCCAUGAGGAGCGUCGCGCACUCGGCCAUCUUCCAGACCCUGUGCAUCACGCCCGACACCCUGGCCUUCAACACCAGCGGGAAUGUGUGCUUCAUGGAGCAGCUCAGCGACGACCCCGAGGGAGCCUUUGUCCCCCCGGAGUUCGAUGUGACUGGGAACACCUUUGAGGCCCACAUCUACUCUCUGGGGGCCACGCUGAAGGCAGCCCUCGACUAUGUGACGGAGCCCGAGCCCCAGCCCAGGCUGAGCCGGGAGCUGGAAGCGCUGCUGGGCCAGAUGCAGGCCGAGGACCCCCGGGACCGGCCCGACCUGCAGAGCAUCAUCGCACUGUGCGAGGAGAAGAUGCAGCUCACGUCCUCCUGCCACCUGUGCCAGAGCCUCUCGGCUGCCGGGAGGAGGGUGCUCUCCAUCGAGUCCUUCGGGGCGUUUCAAGAUGUCAGUGAGAUCACCUGGAGGGAGAGACUGGCUCCAAAAAGUGUGGGGCCCAAGAGGCAGCCAGGGGACCGCUCCGCGGACCCAGCGGCCCUGCCUGCCCUGGAGGGCCAGCCCCCGAGCCCCGCCAGAGAAAGCCUGGAGCACCCGGGGACCCCGCCCUCCAAGGCUCUGCUGUCAGCCCCUGUGAAAAACGGAGAAAGCCCAGGCCAGGAGGGGCUGGUCCCCGAGAGGCUGGCCUGCCUCCUCCUGGACGCCCAGCGGCCCCUGGGGGACCCGGACAGAGGCUUCCUGGAGAGGAGCCGCCUGAGGAAGGUGCAGACGCUGCCCCGGCUCCCGCCCUGCAGCCCCGAGGCCGGCGCCCUCUGCCUGUCGCUGACCAGCACGAAAACCCAGCCACCGGCACCAGAAUUCUUCCCUCCAGACCCCAGGAAGCCCUUUCCGGAGGGGAAAAAUGGCCUUACUAGCUCCCAGGCACAGCCCGAAUCCAGUCUGUGGCCGGAGCGAGACGCCGAGCUCCGGCGCGUUGGGGACAGGGCGGCGCGUGGCCGGGGCCCCACGGAGGAAAGCCCCCUGCCCGGUUCCAAGGGCCCUCGCGAUGCGGGCAGAGACCCAGGGACUCCCGAGCCUGAUGACGGGACUGCGGACAGAGCCGGGGAGCCGGGCGGAGCAGCCCUGGAGCAGGGCGUCUCCUUGCAGGACCUCCUGUCUAAGCUGGGCCGGCCCUUCAAGGAGUACGAGCUCUGGGCUCUGUCCCACGCAUGCCUCAGCACCCUGCGGACGCACGGCCAGCACCCAGCCUACCUGUGUCUGGACUCCGUGCUGGUGGCCGAGGAUGGAACCGUGCUUUUCGGGCCACCUCCCGCCAGCGUGGGUUUGGGGUUUUCUGUCUCAGGUGCUUACAACUCGUUCUUUCUGGCUCCCGAGGUCGCAGAGCAAAAGCUGACGACUGAGAAGGCGUCUGUGUACUGCGUGGCCGCGAUCCUGUGGACAGCAGCCAAGUUCAGCAUCCCCCGAGACCACAAACUGGCCCUGCCACGCAGGCUCAAGACGCUCCUCCUGCACAUGGCCAGACGCAGCGCCCAGGAGCGGCCGUCCGCGGCCGAGGCCAUCGAGACCUGCAGCGGUUACCUCUUGCACAGAGGCAUGGACAGCAGAAAGAUCCUAGCCCACCUGAGGGCAUCGACCUGCACGGUUCGCCAGGAGGAAGAGACCAUCGGUCUGCAAAACGCCUUCUUGGUGGCUGAACUGAGCCCCAGCACAGCAGCUGCGCCCAGGCCCGGCUCAGCCGGAGCAGGCGACUCGCCUCCACCCCCGCACCCCACACUGAUAACCCAGCUCUUGUCUUGCCCUGUCUGCGCCUCAGUGGCACCUACGAAGACCCUUCCCCACGGGCCCGUCCAAGCCUCCGGCUUCCUGCAGAUCAGCAGUGACAGCAGGCUGGUGGCCGUGCAGGGGCCGGUGCCCGGCCAACCCUCCUGCCUCCAAAGGGCCACGUUGCUGCCAGAGGCGUUCUCCUCCCCAGCCACUCACUUCAGGCCCAUCGUCCUCGCUGCCAAUGCUGGUGUCGCCAGGGACAUGCUCGCCCUGACCUCAGGGCCGGCUGAGGGGCCUGAGGAGAGGAGAGGCCGGCUGGACGGGGAGGGUGAUGGGAAGCAGGCUCCUGAGACCCAUGGAGCGGCCACUGCCCUGAAGACGCCUGACCAGCCAGCACCCGGUUCCCCAGAGCCCCUCAGAGAGUCGGUGCCAAGAGGCUCAGCCCAGGGCUGCCCCAGCUCCCCAGCCCCCGCCCCGGCCAGCCCGCUGGAAGGGGCUGCACUGGUGAUGCCCAAAUCCCCGGCCCCGCCCACAACAACACAGAUGCCACCCCCGGAGCGAGGGCCGAAGGAACCCAUCCCAACUGCAGCUGCUUGUGGAGGACUCGAGCCCCGCCUCCCCGGGCCCACCGCAGCCCCCCACAGUCCUUGCCACCCAGCCAAGCCGCCCAGGGGCGGGGCCACCCAGGUCCCAGGCCAGGAGCCCGAGGGCCCCCCGUCAGCCCCGCGGAGCCCCUCGCCGGCCACAGGGAGUCCCGACGGCCCCGGGGGAGCCCCCGUCAGGGAGUGGGAUGACCGGGCCCCAGAAGGUCACCUGGAGUGGCCCUGCCCAGCAGACCACAAGCUCUGUCCGUCCAGCGCGGAUGCCUCGCCCCUCUCACAGGGGACAGCCUGCCCGUCGCUGCAGGAGGCCACACGCCUCAUCCAGGAAGAGUUUGCCUUUGACGGCUACCUGGACCACGGGCUGGAGGCUCUGAUCAUGGGGGAGUAUAUUUACGCCUUGAAAGACCUCACCUAUGCCACUUUCUGUGGGGCCAUAUCGGAGAAGUUCUGUGACCUCUACUGGGGGGAGAGGUUGCUGCAGAACCUUUUCAGAGUGGUGAACGGGAGGACGUCACCCUCCGAGAACACUUCCGAGGAGGCUGGGCCACAGCCCAAGGGCAGCGGUGGGACCAGCGCUCCGAGCACAUGCUCACCGUCCAGCAAAAGGCCUUCACAUCUCGGAGCGGCAAAGGAGAAGCCGAGCGUGGACUCAGACGAGCUCUCGCGGAGCAAUUUUGAGGUGGGGUUUCGGCCUCAGAAGUCGGUAGCAGCUGGGAGGGAGCAGCCCCAGGCAGAAGAGGCCCGGCAGCAGGGCGGGGGCCUGGCUGGGGGCUCUGAGGCAGUGGCACGGCUAGCCCGGCCCCCGGAGGGCGGCCCAUCCGUGAGCCCAGGCCCAGGCGGCUUGCAGAGCUGCAGCCCCGGCUGGUGCAGCGCCUUCUACGAGGCCGACUGCUUCAGCGCCGACGUGCACUGCUACGUGAAGGAGCUGGCGAGGCAGAAGGCCGCCGGGUGCCCCACCGCCAAUGCCCAGACCCCGGCGUGUCUCCUGGAACCUGAGUGCAUGCAGGAGCUGGAGCAGCAGCUCAUGAUAGAGAAGAGAAACUUCCGGAAAACCCUCAAGUUCUACCAGAAGCUCUUACAGAAGGAGAAGCGGAACAAAGGCUCGGAGGUGAAGACCAUGUUGUCCAAACUGAAGGGGCAGCUGGAAGAGAUGAGGUCCAAGGUGCAGUUCCUCGGGCUGGUCAAGAAGUACCUACAGGUCAUGUACGCGGAGCGGUGGGGCCUGGAGCCCUGCGCCCUGCCUGUGAUCGUGAACAUCGCGGCCGCCCCCUGCGACACACUGGACUUCAGCCCCCUGGACGAGUCUUCUUCCCUCAUCUUCUACAACGCCAGCAAGCGCCCGCGUGGCGGCCGGCAGAGGAAGGCCCGCGUCCUGCAGGCUGGCACGCCGCUGGGGCUCAUGGCCUACCUCUAUUCCAGCGACGCCUUCCUGGAGGGCUACGUGCAGCAGUUCCUGUACACCUUCCGGUACUUCUGCAGCCCCCACGACUUCCUGCACUUCCUGCUGGACCGCAUCAGCAGCACCUUGUCCAGGGCCCACCAGGACCCCGCCUCCACCUCCUCGAAGAUCUACAGGCGCAGCCUCUGCCUCCUGCAGGCCUGGCUGGAGGACUGCCACGCCGUGGACUUCAGGAGGGACGCCGGGCUCCUGGGGAGGCUCCAGGACUACCUCGCCUCCCAGAUCCUGCCCUUGGACGGCUCCGCAGAGCCCCUGUUGAGCCUCCUGGAGGUGGGCACUGAGCGGCGGGCUGAGGGCGCCCCACGCAGCACAGACCUGCAGGACCCCAAGGAGGCGGAGGACACCACCAGGCCCCUCAACGCCCUGUGGAAGAGGCUCUCAGAGGACGGCAUCUCCCGGAAGAGCUUCCCCUGGCGGCUGUCCCGGGGCAACGGGCUGGCGCUGCCCCACCACAAGGAGCGCCAGUACAGCAUCGCAUCCGCCCUGCCCAAGCCCUGCUUCUUCGAGGACUUCUAUGGCCCCUAUGCCAGGGCCAGCGAGAAGGGGCCCUACUUCCUGACCGAGUACAGCACCCACCAGCUCUUCAGCCAGCUGACGCUGUUGCAGCAGAGUCAGCUCCUCUGGGUCUCUGUCGGCCGAAACCUGCAGCUUAUUUCUGCCCAGCUACGUCCAGGACACGUACCUGUUACAGCUUCUGAGAAGCGCAGACGACGUCAGCACCUGGGUGGCCGCCGAGAUCGUGACCAGCCACACCUCCAAGCUGCAGGUGAACCUGCUCUCCAAAUUUCUGCUGAUCGCGAAGUCUUGCUACGAGCAGAGGAACUUCGCAACAGCCAUGCAGAUCCUGGGCGGCCUGGAGCACCCGGCCGUGCGACAGUCCCCUGCCUGGAGAAUUCUACCCGCAAAGAUAGCAGAGGUCAUGGAGGAGCUGAAAGCCGUGGAGGUCUUCCUGAAGAGCGACAGCCUGUGUCUGAUGGAAGGACGGCGCUUCAGGGCCCAGCCCACCCUGCCCUCAGCCCACCUCCUGGCCAUGCACAUCCAGCAGCUGGAGACAGGGGGCUUCACCAUGACCAACGGGGCCCACAGGUGGAGCAAGCUCAGAAACAUCGCCAAGGUGGCGAGCCAGGUCCACGCGUUCCAGGAGAACCCCUACACGUUCGCCCCCGACCCCAAGCUGCAGUCCCACCUCAAGCAGAGGAUCGCCCGAUUCAGCGGGGCGGACAUCUCCAUCCUGGCCGAGGACAGCAGGGCUGGCGCCCACCAGGUGGCCAGCGAGAAGCACUCCAAGAAGAUUCAGGACAAGCUGCGGAGAAUGAAAGCCACGUUCCAGUAGCGCAGGACAGCGGGCUGGGUGUGCAGUCCACACCGAGGACAGGCCUGGGGUGGAAGGGGCCGUGCCUGCUGUGUCAGACAGGGACCCCCACGGCCCAGGAGGGGCACCGGGGCGGGAGCACGGGCUCAGACCCAGACCCGAGAGAUGGUGCCAGGAGAGGCUGAGGGGGGUUUCUAAGGGAAUUUUAAAACUUAAACCAAAAUAGGAUAGGUAAGCUCCCAGGAGCCGAGUACCCAUUUAUAUUUCUCAAAGAUAAACAGCUUUCACCCAGUUCUCUGGCCGUUCAGCCCCAGAAACCCCGCACCCCAGCACCCAGCUCAGGCUUUAAACCCAGGCGCCCACUGAGCAGUGUUCCCACGAGUCUGGUGUACGUCUGCCCAACAACGAAGGGCCAGGACUGACCUCUGACCCCCUGCCGGCCACAGAUCCCAGGGGGCCUGAGGCUCCCCGGGGGCCCAAGCCCCACCCUGGGCUUCCUCCCUGCCGGGCCUCCCCCUCCUCCAGCCCCAACCCCUGGCUGCUCACCCAGGCCCAGGUGCGGGUGCCAGAGCCUCGCAGCCCUUCCCGCCAAGAGGCCCGGCCUUGCCUCCGUCCCAGCCCGGCCUCCUGCUGCCGGAGAGCGCCUCAUGCUCCACACUGGCAGCUCCCAAGUGCCCCGUGGCCCCUGUGCCCACCGCCCCACCACCGAGAGCACUUCCUGGUGGGGCAGGUACACCUAGGCCGAGGCUCUGCUUCCAAAGCAUGCAGGACUCAGACAGCCGCUCCAAAGCAGAGACACAGCCUCAGGGGCCCUGAGAGCUUCCCUCUGCCCUACCUGGGGGCCUGGGGGCUGUAGGGCCGUGGCCAGGUCCCCCCCUUCUUCAGCAGCCAUGCAUGUGAUGCAAACACCCAUGCCUAGCUCCCGAGGCUGGCUGUCACCAGCGCUUUCUGACGAGGAAAUGAAGUCUGCUGCCUCGGUGGUACCAAGCUCUUCCCCAGGGCUGUUUCCAAACUGCGCUCGGCCAGGGGCAUGGGACCAGGACAGCACGGCACACCUCCACAGCAGGAGGCCAGAACCCUGGCACCACCCCAGGCACCAGCGUUUUUACGUCGCCAAUCGCUGCAAGACCCAAGACUGUUCUUUUCAGUUUUAGAGUUAGUGACUCUUCAGCGCAGCCACCUCAUGCUAUUUCUAGGAAAACCACUACCUGUGAUCAAACACUGUUGUCAAGAUGUGUUUUCUCACAUAUAUUCAUUUGCAACAUCUACGUCCCGCUUUCGUGAGAGGCACUCCUGGCCCUGCAAACGUGGCUUUUAUAUGAGAAUUUGGUUCUGCAGAUCAGCUCCUACAUUUUCAGGAUUUGAAUUCAACGAAGCGCCACAAAGCCUGAAAUGAAGUGAGCGUCCAGUGCAAAUGAACAUUCCAGCUGUAACGGGUUAUCUGGGGGCGCGGCCAGGCUUCGGCUCCAGCACGACUGUCUGCAUGUCGCCCUCACGCGCGGUUUACGUUUCUAAAUAAAGUCGUUUCUACCAAGACGGCCUUCGCGGGUUCCUGGUGUUUACCUGCUUCGUGGGUCAGCGUGGCUUCUUCGAGCCAGACGAAGACGUCUCCAGGGCUGCUCGUGAAGGCGGGAGGGGACGAGGGACUGAGGAGGCUCAGGCCACCGCGAUGUCCUCCGAUGGUGCGCAGAGGGCCAAACCCCACCACCCGGGGCCCGUGAGCAGGCAGACACCCCGCUGCCCGAGACGUACCUGCCGCUGGAGGAGGAGACAGCCAACCUCCCACAGUCGCUGACCUGCCGAGGCCUCCGGGCACCACGGCCCGCGCCUGUCUGCCACAAGCCCUGCCCAUCCUGGCGUCCGGCCACCCAGACCUCGUCCGCAGCCCACAGGCCAAGCAGCAGGCUCAUCGUCACCGGGGGCAGGCUGGGGCGUUCCCAGGGCUUGGUCACCACCGAAGGGUCCCAGUGGAAGAGCUGAGGGCUGGUGGACACCAACAAAGACGGGGAGAUGGUGGGGUCGUGUUACUGUGGACAGGAGCUGCCGUGGUCACGUGGCUCUGGAGUCUGGGCCGGGGCGGGGUGUCCUCAGCCACCUUAGAACCACUAGACCCUGGUCCCUCUUCCUCCCGAGACACGACUAAAGCACCAGGAAGACCGGCUCUCCCUUCGCUACAUCGGCUCUUAUCACAUCAACACGUUUUUCUGAGAACUGCCAGCCAGCACCCCAGCCAGCAACCCCCAACCCCAUGCAGCCCCUCCUACGCUGAAUGGAGCCCAGCCCUGUGCACCCAGGCUCUGGGGAAGCCCCCGCCACAAACGGGGUCCCACUCCCCCGCGCCCAGCAGGCUGUGAUCAAGCCCGAGGCAGCCCCCGGGCCGGCACCAGCACCCGCCACCCGGAGAAGGCCAGUGGGACCCCGGCAGCCAGGCUAUCGCCUGGGACACGAGCUCGGAGUGGCCCGGUGGUGCUGGGGUAAGUGGCCGAGGGGCUGGCUGGGUGCCGGCCACACCCCUCCCUGCGGCUUGUGUCCUUCCGCCUGCUGUCUGACACCCGCUGCAAGGACGGCGGGACUUCUCCUGGGACGGGACGGCUUGAGCUGCCACUUUCCUGCAGCCGCAUCUCCUCACUGCCUCUCCCGCUCCCCAGGGGGUGGACCUCAGUGACCGUGGGAAACGCUGUUCUGAAGGGAGACUGCGCUGAAGACAAAAGAACUGCAGUGAGGACCGCACCCCGGGUGGGAGCAGCUUCUCAGGCACCAGGCCAGCCUUCCGAGGCUCCUCUGCGCACUCGCUGUGGGGUGGGACGCGAGUAGACAGUUGGAGACGAGGGCACCAGGCCUCCUACCAUCCAAGAAAGGAUCUCACGGAGCCCAAGGUGCGAGGCGGUCAGGGACCCGAGAGACAGGUUGCGCGCAAUCCACUUCCCAGCUGCCACCGCACGAUCUGUCGCAGCUUCGCUGACGUGUCAGGCGAUGGCUCUCUGCGGUGGGGCUCUCCUGAGCCUGCAGGAUGUUUCGUGGCAUCUCUGAUCUCUACCCUCUAGAUGCCAGCAGCACUGCCCCCUGCCCCCAGCUGUGACAACCAACAACUGUCCAGACAUCGCCAAAUGUCCCCUGGGGAGCAAAACUGCCCCCAGAGCCACGGGCCCAGAAGCAGUGACGCCCCAAUAGCAGCAGCUGCAUCCUGUGCCCAAAUCUUGGUUUCCAGAUGCCAUUCAAGUCUCCGAGAAAAGGAAAUGGCUGACUCCAGGGCUUGAGUGGGGAAAGUACCAGAUGAGCCAGGAGCUAGGAAGUGCUAAAGGCGGGGCUUGGGGGUGGGAGGGUAGAUCACAUCAAAAGGACACGGGACAAAAGGGAAAGAGCUGUGAAGACUCCCCACAGCCAGAGCUGGGCUGUCUGAGCCCCCACGUACGACAGUGAUGGGCAGUGACCCAGGAACAGGACAAACGUCCAUGAGUCCACACUGGAGUAAACGGACAACUGAAUGAAUAAAUAAACGGGAGGAACUGGGAGAGAUCCAAAGGUGUGGAGGUGUGGUUUGUUACCCCCUCGAGUGUGGGCGGCAGGGGACCUGGUGACCGGCCCCCACUGCAGGGCAGGACAGGAAGAGGGUGACCUGACGGUGGGGAGAGGCAGGCACCAGAUUAACCGGGUGGGGCUCAGCAUCAUGGCCCCAAGUCUGCCGACGUCACGCAUCCUAACACGAACUAAUAAGAUGACACAUCACCUCUCGGGUCUCGUCCCAGAACCCAGAGCCCCACUCUAACCCUGAGAAGACAGCAGACAAACCCAAACUGAGGGACACACCACAAAACACCUGACCCGUCUCCUCAAACUGUCAAGGACGUGGAAAACAAGGUUUAGAAACAGCCACGGCCCAGGGGAGACUGAAGGGACAGGAUGACUAAAUGCAGCUCAGCACAGGGGUGGGAUCCUGGGACAGAAAAGGGGCAUCAGCAGAAAACCUGGCACAACCCAGUAAGUCUGCGGUUUCGUCAACGCUAACUUCUUAGCUCUGCCAAAGUUCCACGGACAAGUAAGAUGUUAGGGACUCUGUGCUGUCUGUGCCACUCGGACACAGAAUUAUCCCAAACUAAGGAGUUUUAUAAAACUACUGUAGCUAGUAUACAGAGAUACAAUUGACUUUUGCUUAUUUUUGUAUUCAAUGACCUUGCUAAGCUCAUUUAUUAAUUCUAGUAAUGUGCUUGUAGGUUUUGUACUUUCCACAUAUACAAACAGCUCACUUGCAAGUGGCAGCUGCUUGCCUUCUUCCUUUGCUAUCUCUAUACUUCCUACUCCUUUUUCUUGUCUUAUUGCUCUGGCUAGGACUUACAGAAUAAGGUUGAGCAGAAGCCAUAACGUUGGGCAUCCUUGUCUCAUUCCCAAUCUCUCAGGGGGGUAGAGGCUCAAUGCUCUGUAUUAACCACAAUGGUAACUGUAGCCAUUCUUUACCAGAAUAAAGAAGUUUCUUUCUGUGAA
Messenger RNA from Orcinus orca (killer whale), 9988 nucleotides. It is a transcript of the gene KNDC1, whose product is annotated as kinase non-catalytic C-lobe domain containing 1. The transcript has 31 exons. Bases 196 to 5694 code for a protein of 1832 amino acids. The record is from RefSeq and is a predicted model, not a curated record. NCBI's taxonomy places the organism in Eukaryota, Metazoa, Chordata, Mammalia, Artiodactyla, Delphinidae. Gene Ontology annotation, molecular function: guanyl-nucleotide exchange factor activity. Gene Ontology annotation, biological process: small GTPase-mediated signal transduction.